Molecule: messenger RNA, 1794 nt
Organism: Myxocyprinus asiaticus (Chinese sucker)
Lineage: Eukaryota; Metazoa; Chordata; Actinopteri; Cypriniformes; Catostomidae
Product: argininosuccinate lyase-like
Exons: 16
Coding region: 261-1658 (465 amino acids)
Cellular component (GO): cytosol
Molecular function (GO): argininosuccinate lyase activity
Source: RefSeq, a predicted model, not a curated record
CUGGAGUAUCACUUCCCCAAAUUAACGAGGAAGGAACUGCGUUUUACAAGCUACUGGAUUACAGGCUAUUGCUCUAAUUCAUUUUUAUGACUCGGUGAAAGCCUAUGACAGCUAUUACAGUGCUUUUUGUCCUUUGACGAUCUGAAUUUUCCUGCCUUUUUUUUUUUUAAAUCAUAAAUGUAUAUGUGUUCUUAUUUCUGCUAGCUGUUUGGUUGGAAUUAAUUUGAUCGCAAGUGCUACUUGAGACGGUGGCGGUUACAAUGGCAAAUACAGAGGGAAAUAAAUUAUGGGGUGGUCGGUUUAUGGGAAACACCGACCCUAUAAUGGAAAAGUUCAACGCGGCAAUCGCUUACGACCAACGCAUGUGGGAAGCUGACAUUAAAGGGAGUAAAGCUUAUGUCAAAGCAUUACAGAAAGCAGGUCUGGUCACCCAAGACGAGAUGGAAAAGAUUCUCACAGGCCUUGACAAGGUUUUCACUGAAUGGUCCAAAGAUGAAUUCAAAAUCAAACCUGGAGAUGAGGAUAUUCAUACAGCCAAUGAACGCAGGCUCAAGGAGAUUAUUGGUGAUCCAGCUGGAAAGCUUCACACAGGCAGGAGCAGAAAUGAUCAGGUUGUAACAGAUAUGCGACUGUGGCUACGAGAAGCUAUUGCCAAUCUGAAAGGACAAGCUUUACAACUUAUCAACACCAUGGUGGAAAGGGCUGCAGUAGAGAUCAACAUCCUGUUCCCUGGAUAUACUCACAUGCAGAGGGCCCAGCCAAUCAGAUGGAGUCACUGGAUUCUCAGUCAUACUGCAGCACUAAGCAGGGAUGUGGAGCGGCUAGAGGAAAUCAGGAGACGUGUUAAUGUAAUGCCUCUUGGAAGUGGAGCCAUUGCUGGGAAUCCCUUUAACAUUGAUAGAGAACUUCUACGUGAAGAACUACAUUUUGAUAAGAUCAGUAUCAAUAGCAUGGACGCAACUGGACAGAGGGAUUUUGUAGCGGAGUUUCUGUUCUGGGGAUCAAUGUGUCUCACACACAUCAGCAAGAUGGCAGAGGAUCUGAUUUUAUAUAAUACCAAGGAGUUCUCCUUCAUCACUCUGUCUGAUGCAUACAGCACGGGGAGCAGCCUGAUGCCUCAGAAGAAGAACGCAGACAGCCUGGAGCUCAUCCGCAGCAAAGCAGGACGAGUGUUUGGCAGAUGUGCAGGAUUUAUGAUGACUCUCAAAGGCUUGCCCAGCACAUACAACAAAGACCUACAGGAGGAUAAGGAGGCCAUGUUUGACACCUAUGACACAGUACAUGCUGUGCUGCAGGUGGCGGCAGGUGUCAUUUCAACUCUAGAGGUAAAUCAAAAGACCAUGGAGGCAGCUCUCAGCCCAGACAUGCUGGCCACUGAUUUGGCUUACCACCUAGUCAGAAAAGGAAUGCCUUUCAGAGAGGCCCACAGUUGUGCUGGAAAGGCUGUCUAUAUUGCUGAGUCCAAGAAGGCCCCCCUGAAUGAACUCACUGUAGAGGACCUCCAAACUGCCAGCCCUUUGUUUGACAGUGAUGUUUCCUCAGUGUGGGACUACAUUGGUAGCGUUGAGCAGUACAGCACCCCUGGUGGCACUGGGAAGAGUAGUGUCAUGGCUCAAAUAGAGCACUUCAGAACAUGGUUACAGGCACAAAAACAGUAACAUCCAGCUGAAGUCAAGAGUUACUAGUGUGUUGAAUAUGAAUAAACCUACAUUGCUUCGAAAUGCAUAUUUUAUGACAAAUAUCAUGUACAAUGAAACAUAUUUGCCACUGAGUAAAGAGUUUGUACUAACAUUU